This is a messenger RNA of Periconia digitata, 1352 nucleotides long. NCBI's taxonomy places the organism in Eukaryota, Fungi, Ascomycota, Dothideomycetes, Pleosporales, Periconiaceae. The record is from the annotation of a GenBank genome assembly.
CCGCGACGUCACAUCCAGGCCGAGCUACGGUAACUUAUCUUCCUCGAGAUACUACCUCACAACGAAGGAUUCUAUUGCUACGCUUGGUUACUCACUGUUUGCAUUUGUCUGUGAACAAAAGGUCGAAUACCCCGCAUCGCCAUCUUCGACUCCGCCAAUCCGUUCCAUCCUCACAAUCGAAAACCUCCGGAUCCAAAAUCCAUCACAUCAACAAGAGAAAUAGAAGGAGGAAAAAAAUCAUGCCGUACGCCCCGAAAAUCGGAGACCCCAUCGAGGUGCUCGACACGCCCUCCAUGGUCGUCGACCUCGAUAAAAUGGAAUCCAACAUGCGCAAGCUCUUCUCCAAAUUCCUCCCCACCGGCAUCAACAUCCGCCCACACCUCAAAACCACCAAAUCCGCAACCAUUGCGAAAAAGCUCGUCGCAGCCGGCGCAAAGGGCGGCUGUGUUGCCAAACUCAGCGAAGCCGAAGUCAUGUGCGGGCUCGGAUUCACAGAUCUGCUGAUUACCUGCGAGGUGGUGGGGAAAGUCAAGGUGGCACGGUUGGUUGAGCUGUUCCGCAAGCACAGGGAGAUCCGCAUUGUCGUUGACAGUUUGAAAGGCGCGUCUGCGAUUGAUGAUGCGCUGGCUGUUGCUGGGAUUGAGGGUAAAAUCAAUACACUUGUUGAUUUGGAUGUGGGCUUGCACAGGACCGGCGUGCAGCCUGGUGAGGCGGCGCUCACGCUCGCUCAGUUUGUCGCGGACAGCUCGCAUUUGAAUUUGAUCGGCGUGCAGGGUUACGAGGGGCAUUUGCAGCACGUUCAUGGUGAUGAAGAGCGGAAGAGGCUGUGUUUAGAGAGCAUGGCGAUUCUCACGCAAACAGCGGACGCGUUUCGUGCCGCAGGGCACACAAUCGAUGUCGUUACUACGGGCGGAACUGGCACUGCAGACUUUUGUGUUACAGUCCCUGGGAUCACGGAGAUUCAGCCUGGUUCUUUUGUCUUCAUGGACACCGAUUACCGGAAUGCGAUUGGAGCGCAUUAUGAACAAUCUCUUACUAUCCUCGCUACUGUGCUCAGCACGCAGGGUCCAAAUAUCAUCACAAUCGAUGCUGGACUGAAGAGUCUGACUACCGAUAGUGGACUUGCGGAGUGUAAGACGCGAGGAUAUACGUAUGGUGUUUUGGGAGAUGAGCAUGGAAGUUUGGCGUGGGAUGGUGGGAAUGUGGCGUUGAAGUUGGACGUUGGGGAUCGUGUCGAGAUGGUGCCGAGUCAUAUCGAUCCAACAGUCAAUCUGUUUGAUUGGUAUUAUGCGUAUCGGAACGGGGUGGUGGAAGAAAUUUGGAAAGUUGAUUCGAGAGGAAUGGUGCAGUGA